AAUUAUGGAGACGCGCAAUGGAAGAAAAUCAAUUUCGACGGAUGUUACGUCUAAUGAUGACAAGGAUCUAAGGCAGUAUAAAGAACGUGUUGAAGAGGCGGAGAAACGCGCGGAAGAGGCUGAGAAAUAUGCGCAAGAGGCAGCCGAAAAAUUGAAUGAUGUUGAGGAACAGUUGAAGUCAGCCUUUGAACGCGCCAAAAAUGCGGAGGAUCUAGCGGACGCGUUUGAGGAGCGUGCUAAGCGCGCUAAAAAAAUUAAGCAGCAGGCGAAAGAAAAGGAAGAGUUAGAUAAAAGGAUCGAAGCGGCUGAAAAAAGAAUCAAGGAGGCAAAAAAAAUAAUAGUAGAAGCCCAAUCUGAACCAAAGGUAGAACCAAGUUUUCGAGAUUCUGAAGAAGAUGGGGAAUUUUCAGAGGCGAUCAUGAAAAAGUUUUGA
Molecule: messenger RNA, 433 nt
Organism: Leptopilina heterotoma
Lineage: Eukaryota; Metazoa; Arthropoda; Insecta; Hymenoptera; Figitidae
Product: tropomyosin A-like
Exons: 2
Coding region: 5-433 (142 amino acids)
Source: RefSeq, a predicted model, not a curated record